This is a messenger RNA of Penicillium subrubescens, 1830 nucleotides long. RefSeq lists its product as uncharacterized. Lineage: Eukaryota; Fungi; Ascomycota; Eurotiomycetes; Eurotiales; Aspergillaceae. The record is from RefSeq and is a predicted model, not a curated record. The coding region runs from base 1 to 1830 and encodes 609 amino acids. The transcript has a single exon.
AUGAAAGACCACAAGACGCCAGAUACUGCAGCAGGAACACCCCGUGAUCAUUUCCGAACACCGCGGCGACCCAGUCCCCAGUCAUCAUCCAAGACCUCGAAAAGCACCACGUCGAAGCGAACAUCGUCUCCAGGGUUGUCAACAUCUGGGCGGGCGAAGAAAAGAGUAUCUCUACCGAGUUCCUAUCGCGCACAGUCAACUCUCACGCAAAUCCAUUUUGUGGCUCAUACUCCGCACCCGGAGGAUGACGAGCUCGACUACAUUGAUAACACGGGAGGUGGUGGAGAUGCACGCAAAGCUGCCCAGCCAGUGUCAAUAGACGAUGAUCCUAGCGAAGAAGAUUCUGAAUACCGACCACCUCUACGAGCCCGACCGGCCCCCUCUACACUCGGGUUGAACGACGACCAUCCGAAACGGCAAAGGGAAAGCGCCGUGGUUCAACGACCUCCCCUACGCAAGAGGCAAACGCCGAAGCAAAGCAAUGGCAGAGGAAAGCGAAAAUCAACAGAUAAACCCCCAGCAAAGCGCGAUAAAACCCUCACACAAAUGGAUUUCGUGCGGCGCUAUAUUACGAUUGACGAUGAUGACGAUAAUGAUGUGAAUAUGGUGUAUUUACCGCCUGCUCCCGAAAAGGACUUGAAGGAGGCUGGUCAACAAUCAGAUAUGGCAGAGACUAAGGGAGUGAAGCCGGAACCUCCCUUGUCCUGUAUAAAGCGCCCUCGCAAGGCCCUUGAAGCGGAAGUAGACCUGUCUACGGGCGAACCAAUAUCCCAGUCGGACGAAACCCAAAGUCUUACGAAGCUACCUGAUCCUCAAGAUCCUUCCAAAUCUGAUAUUCCAACCACACCGCAAAAACCGAGGAGACUUGAGAUUCCAUCUUCACAGUCACCGCCGGAAAGUCCAGGAUUGGCAAUUAUCACAUCAUCCCAGUUUCGCAGUGCGACGCGGUUACCCCAGAAAAAGGCGCGAUUGAACUUCGCCAAACCUGAGAACUCCAUCAAAGAAGAAUCUCCUGGCGCAUCAGACAUAGCCGGGGAGUCAGCCGAUGAAGAAGAUACGAUUCAAAACCAGACGCCGACACACAGCCGACCCAUCGGUCGCAAUUCCCCUGACCCAACACUACCAUCAUCCCUAGGAAAUAUAUUGCCGACUGUAUCGUCAUCAGCAGAAGUCUCACAGAAAUCCGCGCCAACAGAUUGCGAUCCCCCACCGGAGCGUGCCCAACGGGAAAGAACAGUGAUUUAUGAAACGGACGCGGAAACGGACAAUGAUGACCUUGAAGAUGAUAUUGGAGAUGGCCUUGAUACACCAACUCGUCCUCCGAGCCCACGGUUAGGAAGCUCCAAUGAGAUUCACGAUGGACCACAAUCGCCGUGUGAUGGCUCGCAAGACCUCCCCUUGCCCAGCGCUCACACAUGUGCCGACCCGGAUUCCGAACCUCUCUCCGAAGCGCCAAUGUCGGAUGCAUCCAUGUUCUAUCGAAGGGUACAAUCAGCGACACAAUUUCCACAUGAGCCUAUUCCCACGCUGAACACACAAAAAUUGUCUGAGCUGUUCCCUAACGAAGGAAGCACUCAAUAUCCUCGACAGGGUAAUGCGCAUCACACGCAACAACCUCCUCUUCUAUCCUCACAAACGCAAACGCAAACGCAAAGCCAAGCAACAGACCAAAUUGAAAUUGUGCCCGAGUCCUCGCCCACCCGGGACCAUGAUGAAGAUGUCUUUCAACGACCUCAGCCCCCGGGUCGAUGGUCCAAGUUGAGUCAUCUCAGCCAGUUGAUCGUGCCCAUCAUGGACUUGGUGGGAUGUUAUCACGGAGUCAGCUUCUGA